This is a messenger RNA of Cylas formicarius (sweet potato weevil), 897 nucleotides long. Its product is annotated as mitochondrial transcription rescue factor 1. Gene Ontology annotation, molecular function: RNA binding. The coding region runs from base 182 to 733 and encodes 183 amino acids. The transcript has a single exon. The record is from RefSeq and is a predicted model, not a curated record. NCBI's taxonomy places the organism in Eukaryota, Metazoa, Arthropoda, Insecta, Coleoptera, Brentidae.
GUUUUAACCUUGGACAUAUUCGACCAAGUAAAUGUUCAAAGAAGAAGAAUAGGGUUAAUUCUAUCAUUUUAUUAGUAUUAAACUUUUCCGUUUUUAACUUAAGAAUUGCACCUGUUCAUUUCUUACUCAUUUAUUGCUGAUUACUAUUGAUGAGCCCUUAUCAGCACCAGAAGUCAGCAAAAUGCUUAAGGUUAUAAGAAGAGUUUGGAGCACUAAUAUUCCUCAGGUAUCCACGAUUAAAACCAGGGGUUGCUCAUGUUUACACGUUUAUAUGCGACAUAGUCCCACAAUUCAGAUUCUAAAACCCCGUGUUAUACAAAGUUUCAAAUGGAAAUCCACACAAAAGAAAAAAGAUACAGAGACUGAAAGUGAAUCAGAACAAAAUGAUGAGGAUUUUCUAGAAGCUUUCGAUAGAAAUACGAAGACAAUGAAAAUUAAUGUCCAAUCACCCAGGGUUGAUGCAAUUCUCAAAAGCGCAUUGGGAAUUGCUAGAAACAAAAUUGAAACAAUGUUUUAUGAAAGUAAAAUACGACUUAAUGGGGAAAAGGUACUGAAAAAAAGUGUUACUGUGCAAGAAGGUGAUGAAUUAGAUAUAAUUAAAGGUCCUGAUCCGAAAAAUGACCAGUUUCUUAUAGUGUCCAGGGUUGAAAUAUUAGGAAUAUCCCCCAGAGAAGAAGGACUAACUAUUAAAGUAAAAAGAUGUAAAUCCUUAACAGUGGAAAAUUAUUUAUAAUUGUUUAAUAUAUUCUUUAAGUUAAUGCUAAUGUUCUCUGAUGUGAACUUGCUCUUUAGUAAAAAGUUAAAUUGCAUUUAUUUAAAUGUUUAUUAUUCGAUUUUUAAAUCUAUGGAAUAAAUUAUGUGACAACUCCAGGGACUAAAUUCUAAAUAAAAGUUGAU